Miscanthus lutarioriparius is the source of this 576-nucleotide messenger RNA. The record is from the annotation of a GenBank genome assembly. NCBI's taxonomy places the organism in Eukaryota, Viridiplantae, Streptophyta, Magnoliopsida, Poales, Poaceae.
AUGGCGGCGGCGGCGGCGGACGGCGCCGCGGCGGGAAGCAGAGUGCCGGACGCGAGACGGGCUGUGGCCGGUGGGAAACCCGAGCGGCGGUGGGAGACGGGACGGAGGCGCCGCGCGGGGAUGGGUGGAGGCUGCCAGGCUGGAGAGGCGGCGGGAGACUGGCGCGCCGGUGCGGCAGUGCGGCGGUGCCGGAGUGACUUUUUCGAUUUGGCCCUCGGAUUCCUCAGCUGUUCGCAGCCGCAAAAGCUGAGCACCGAGCACGGGAUGACGGGACGGGAUCAGGAUUCUCUGUUGCUGAGUCACCUGACGACACGUAUUCUAGUGUGCUGGAUCGAGAUCGCACAAUGGCCGCCGCGACGGCAGUUGAAGCACCCGUGUACUGUACACGGCGAUGAAGAAAGCCUUGUGGUCGAGGAGCGUGUCCGUCCACCUCGAGGAACCGAGGAAGCCAACCACAACGCCGAGGCGACUCAGGACACUGCCCUGCUCUCACGCCUUCCAUCAAAAGUUCAGAAACUGCAUCUUCUUCGGCUGACUGUCCAUGUCUCUUCCCUCAAACUCUUCUGUGCCAGAUAG